This is a messenger RNA of Chenopodium quinoa (quinoa), 1791 nucleotides long. Its product is annotated as calumenin. NCBI's taxonomy places the organism in Eukaryota, Viridiplantae, Streptophyta, Magnoliopsida, Caryophyllales, Amaranthaceae. The transcript is spliced from 6 exons. Gene Ontology annotation, molecular function: calcium ion binding. The record is from RefSeq and is a predicted model, not a curated record. Gene Ontology annotation, cellular component: endoplasmic reticulum. The coding region runs from base 201 to 1256 and encodes 351 amino acids.
CCACUUUUCCUAUCAUGUUUAAUCAUUUUGGGAGGUUUUUUUUUUUCAUUAUUAUGUUCAGAUAUUGUCUGAAACCAAAAAUCUCCUGAAACUUAACAAUGUAACAGAGAAAAAAUCAACAAUUUCCCUCCAAUUCCCCUCAAUAUCUCCCCUCGCUUCGCCUCAUCCUGCCUGAAAGGGUGAAACUCUCUUCUACGGACAUGGCGAAGGGGGAGGUUGUAUACACCAUCAUGACUGCCACCUUCGUCAUCCUAAUCCUCCUCCCUCCCUCUAGUAUAUCCCAUAAUGGUAACCGCCACAUUCGUUUAUUUGAAUUCACACAUUUCGACCCACUUGUCACGGAAAUUGAGCACAAGGCCGAAGACAGAAAUCUUGAUUUUCAUCCAAAUGAUCAUAAUCAUGCAUCUUUAGAUUACGUCUAUAAGGUCAUGGAGGCAGGGGUCGAGGUCGAGGCUAUAGAUAAGGUGUACCUUGGGAAGGAUGGGAAGUUGAACUUAACGUUGAGGUUAACGACAUUGUUUCCUCUUAUAGACAUUAUGCCAAAGGAUGGUUAUGUUGAAUUUAGGGAGCUUGAGGCUUGGAAUAUCAAGCAAGCUAAGCAGGGGUUGGAAUAUUCUACAAGGAAAGAAUUUGAGGUUAAUGAUAAAAAUAAGGAUGGAUUUAUUUGUUUUAAAGAAAUUUUCCCUAAAUUUUCAGAUGAUGACAUAGAGAAAAACAAGAUGGAGCGUGGGGAAACUGGUUGGUGGAUGGAACAAUUCACCAAUGCUGACGCUGAUCAUGAUGGAAAAUUAAGCUUAGAAGAGCUAAAUAACUUCUUGCAUCCGGAAGAGUGCGCUAAAAAUACAAAAGUUCAAGAAUGGAAUAUGCGUGAGAAAAUAAGGAGAUUGGAUUGGGACAAGGAUGGAAAUCUUAACUUCCAAGAAUUUUGUGACAAUGCUUAUGAUACCUUCAAGAACUAUUAUCACUUUUUUACCAAUGGUUAUGUUCCAUCACCCGAAUUACAGUUUUCUAACCUUGAUUUAGACAAAGACAGGCUAUUGACGAUUCAAGAGUUGAAACCAAUUAAACAAUACAUUUUUCCAGGAGUAUUGGAUCAUGCCUCAUAUUAUACAACUUAUUUGAUGAAUGAGGUUGAUGAUAACCAUGACAACAAGUUAACCAUUGAUGAAAUCUUAAAACAUGAAGAUAAAUUUUACAAAAGUGUUUAUGUGGGGGAAGAAGAUGAUGAUGAUUGUGAUCAUCAUGAUGAGUUUUGAGGGUAAAUAUUUGCAUGUACAUGCAUUUUGUCACGUUACUUAUUAUGUAGUGCUAUUAAUGUAAAUGAUUUUUGAUUCGUCUAGAGUUCGAGCUGAGCUUCAAUAUGAUCACAUGCUCCGAUCCUUGAAGUUGUGAAGAUGCAGCAACUUUUUCACUUCUAUAUGUUAUUAUUGCAUGAACUCUUUUGAAUGAAGAUUACAUGAGGAGUUGGACUUUUCGAUCGAGGAGAUUCGUUAAUAAUACUUCGUGCUCCAUGCUUUACAUUAUCGGAUAAAAAUAUUACAGAGUAAUAUCUUUAAAUAUAUAUUAAUUUCAGGCAGUUUGGGAUCACAAGAAAAGUAAUGUUUACAUUUUAAUUUCAAAAUAAAAUUUACUUGUACUAAAUAAUAGAGAGAAGUCUAAAUCUUAAUUGUCUUAGAUUUCUAGGUUAGGUUUUUGUUUGUAGGUGCACCACUAGCAUUAGGACUAAUUAAUAACAACAAGAGACUAAUUUAAAGCUGUAAGUUAUUAAGUAUUUUUAUUUAAUGACCAUAA